Messenger RNA from Fukomys damarensis (Damara mole-rat), 3045 nucleotides. RefSeq names its product RB binding protein 5, histone lysine methyltransferase complex subunit (gene Rbbp5). Gene Ontology annotation, cellular component: Set1C/COMPASS complex. Gene Ontology annotation, molecular function: protein binding. NCBI's taxonomy places the organism in Eukaryota, Metazoa, Chordata, Mammalia, Rodentia, Bathyergidae. The record is from RefSeq and is a predicted model, not a curated record. The transcript is spliced from 14 exons. Bases 145 to 1761 code for a protein of 538 amino acids.
CCGCGGGGUCUUCUAAGUCUGAAAGUCUCCGGAGCUUGCGCCGGGGUAUUUGCGGCGCCCUACACUUAGACGCGGGUCUUAGAAACCGGCGGGGACUAAAGAGUUGUUGCCGGAUCUAAGUCUAGGCGGCCGAAGUCCGCAGGGAUGAACCUCGAGUUGCUGGAGUCAUUUGGGCAGAACUAUCCAGAGGAAGCUGAUGGAACUUUGGAUUGCAUCAGUAUGGCCCUGACUUGCACCUUUAACAGAUGGGGCACGCUGCUUGCAGUCGGCUGCAAUGACGGCAGAAUUGUCAUCUGGGAUUUCUUGACAAGAGGCAUCGCUAAAAUUAUUAGUGCACAUAUCCAUCCAGUCUGUUCUUUAUGCUGGAGUCGAGAUGGUCACAAGCUCGUGAGCGCUUCCACCGAUAACAUAGUGUCGCAAUGGGAUGUUCUGUCGGGCGACUGUGACCAGAGGUUCCGCUUCCCUUCACCCAUCUUGAAAGUCCAGUAUCACCCACGAGACCAGAACAAGGUUCUCGUGUGUCCCAUGAAAUCUGCUCCUGUCAUGUUGACCCUUUCAGAUUCCAAACAUGUUGUUCUGCCGGUAGACGAUGACUCCGAUUUGAACGUGGUGGCAUCUUUUGAUAGGCGAGGGGAAUAUAUCUAUACAGGAAAUGCAAAGGGCAAGAUUUUGGUCCUAAAAACAGAUUCUCAGGAUCUUGUUGCUUCCUUCAGAGUAACAACUGGAACAAGCAAUACCACAGCCAUUAAGUCAAUUGAGUUUGCCCGGAAGGGAAGUUGCUUUUUAAUUAACACAGCAGAUCGAAUAAUCCGAGUUUAUGAUGGCAGAGAGAUCUUAACCUGUGGCAGAGAUGGAGAGCCUGAACCCAUGCAGAAACUGCAGGACCUGGUGAAUAGGACCCCGUGGAAGAAAUGUUGCUUCUCUGGGGAUGGGGAGUACAUCGUGGCAGGCUCCGCCCGGCAGCACGCACUGUACAUCUGGGAGAAGAGCAUUGGCAACCUGGUGAAGAUUCUCCACGGAACGAGAGGAGAGCUCCUCCUGGAUGUAGCAUGGCAUCCCGUCCGGCCCAUCAUAGCGUCCAUCUCUAGUGGAGUAGUAUCCAUCUGGGCACAAAACCAAGUAGAAAAUUGGAGUGCAUUUGCACCAGAUUUCAAAGAGUUGGAUGAAAAUGUAGAAUAUGAAGAAAGGGAAUCAGAGUUUGAUAUUGAAGAUGAAGAUAAGAGUGAGCCUGAGCAGACAGGGGCAGAUGCUGCUGAGGAUGAGGAAGUGGACGUCACCAGUGUGGACCCCAUCGCUGCCUUCUGUAGUAGUGAUGAAGAGCUGGAAGAUUCAAAGGCUCUGUUGUAUUUACCCAUUGCCCCUGAGGUAGAAGACCCAGAAGAAAAUCCUUAUGGCCCCCCGCCAGAUGCGGUCCAAACUUCCUUGAUGGACGAAGGGGCUAGUUCAGAGAAGAAGAGGCAGUCCUCGGCAGAUGGGUCCCAGCCACCUAAGAAGAAACCCAAAACAACCAAUAUAGAGCUUCAAGGAGUGCCAAAUGAUGAAGUCCAUCCACUACUGGGUGUGAAGGGGGAUGGCAAAUCCAAGAAGAAGCAAGCAGGCCGGCCUAAAGGAUCAAAAGGUAAAGAGAAAGAUUCUCCAUUUAAACCGAAACUCUACAAAGGGGACAGAGGUUUACCUCUGGAAGGACCAACGAAGGGUAAAGUGCAGGCGGAGCUCAGCCAGCCCUUGACAGCAGGAGGAGCAAUCUCAGAACUGUUAUGAAGGCUUUGAAGCUCUUUGUUCUUACCCACUAUGCCAUCGGGUGGCUUCUGGACAAUGUGGUCAGUCAUUUGAGAUUGACUUUAAUUUAAAACAAAGGCCUCUGCCUCCCGUGCAGGAGGUGGAAUGAGUGAAUUUUAUGUUUGAAUGAAGAAGUGAAUUAUGGAAGAAGAGCAUAUAUCCCUGAUCUUCCCUUUCAAGCAUAAGUCCAAAUAGGCUCUCAGGAAGAGGAUUUAUAAAGACAUCAAAUAGGAGAUUUGACUCAUUUAUACUUUAACACUUGGUUGUGUUGCUGGAGCAAAGAUCCCUGUGUUUUGUUCAUCUAACUCUUGCACCCAGCAUCAUUUUGACACAUCAUUUCCUGUCUCCUGUUUGCCUUCUCUCCUUGAUGCAUGUCCUCAAAUCUCAGAUUUUGUGCCCAGUGUCCUAGGAAAACUGUUGCAUACUCUUUCUUUGAUUUUUAAACUUGCCCUCUCCCAGAUAGCUCCUGUGUUUCCAAAUUAUAUACAAAAGUGGGCAGAAAAAAGUGCUUGAAAGAUUUUAAAUUUGCAGAAAAAGAAGGUAAGAAGGCUUCCUCUUUGUCAUACUAUGUUUUGCUCAACAAGCUGGACUGUAAGAGAUUCAGAUCUUUUCCUUGCAUUGCAUAUUUUUUCCAGUAUUGAUUCAGUCUCAUUAAUCAUGGUUUUUGAAGAUAACUAGUUUUAUCCAACUCCAGCAAAGGAUCAUCAGCAGUUUUUACUACUUUACUAUGCUGACUUCUAGAGUCGGAAACAAACCAAGAUGUUUCUCAACAAGUUUCUUUUUAAUUGGGCUGGGGGAACCUGUGCAAGGACUAAAUUACCCCCACAAUCAAAGCAGGAACAACACAGUUCAAAUCAAAGAUCAAAGUAAAAUUCUUAUUGUUGCCUGUGGAAUCCUGUCCCCACCAGUCAUUAUGGCUUUCUUUCCUGUGUCCGUGCGCCUUUGUCUUACUGUAUUUUCAGUCACUUCCUUUCUGUGAAAGGUUGCUUAGCUUUUAUCUUUUUCUUUCUUUCUUUUUUUUUUUUUGCUUUGUUUUGUUUUGUUUUGUUUUGCUGUUCUUUAAAGAAGUAGCAGAUUGGAUGGAUGUGUACAUGAGGUGUUUGAAAUUUCCUGAAAAAUCGAGAGUCAGGAAACCGGUGAUGAAAAGAGCUUAGUAGCCUCUCGGACUAGCUUAUAGCUGCUCAGAAGUGCUUAUCUUGCAUCAUCAUUUUCUCAGUAUCUUCAAAGGAGAGUUUCCAUACUGUGCUUACAGUGAAAUCUCUCGAC